Messenger RNA from Haplochromis burtoni (Burton's mouthbrooder), 7638 nucleotides. RefSeq lists its product as uncharacterized. The record is from RefSeq and is a predicted model, not a curated record. The transcript is spliced from 2 exons. Bases 1274 to 7030 code for a protein of 1918 amino acids. NCBI's taxonomy places the organism in Eukaryota, Metazoa, Chordata, Actinopteri, Cichliformes, Cichlidae. Gene Ontology annotation, biological process: DNA integration. Gene Ontology annotation, molecular function: zinc ion binding; nucleic acid binding.
CUGCCAUAAAUGUAAAUUAUGUCAAUUUGUUUAAUUUAUUGUGUUCAUUUAUGUUAUUUAUUUUCUUUAUUUAUUGUUGUUCCUUUUGGGGUAGGAACUAAGGUUCAUUCUGUGUUGCACACAGGCCUUUUAAGUGACGUAAAGGGAAGUAAAAAAGCAUGUGCAAGAAGCUAAGUUAAUAAGUUAACUAAGGCAGAAGAAGGAAUAAAUAAGCAGUUUAAAGUAAAAGAAAGCUGCAAAGAAGAAGAAAUUGGGAAUUAUUUUUGUUAAGUUUUGUUCCUGAAGCGGACUCAUUCCCUCACGGUUACGUGCAGCCAGCGAGUUUGACGGUGGAUUUUAUGGUGUUUCUGAGGAGAAGUUUGACGGAAGAAUAAAUCCAUCAGUGAAUGAAGAACCGUGGUGUCGUGUAUUAACUGGAGGGAGUGAUAGUCAAACUCGGACCUGCCCAGACUCGCCCUAUCAGCGCAAAUUCGACAGCUCAUCAAGACGGGAACACAGAUAAGCCACUGUUUAGGACACACAGGUCCAUAAGGUUUUCAUGAAGAAGUCUAUAAGCCAGACUCUAAAGUUUUUGGUCUGAAAAGUGACACAAGAGUUGGAAACUAAAAGGAACUGUGUAUAGUCUGGCAGCCACGCUGUUUCACGUAUAUGAAUGUGCAUUUACGUAAGAGAUGUAAAUUCAUGUUCAGCUGAAUAAUUAUAGUUGGCUCUGAAAGGGCAGAAGUAAACUUUGUACAUUUUGACAGAAAUUCAGUUUGUAUUUACGGUAAUAUUCUACAUGUAUGGGCUAAUUUGAAUGAGAGUGACUUCAUUUAGUUAAGCUCAUUCUUUCAGUAUUCACAAAUGUUGUUGUAGCUUGCUCUUGUAUGCUGCCUGUGUAUAUCUGUGUCUAAAUAAUCAAAAUGUCACAUACAAGUAAAGAAGCUCAGGGUGCAGCAGCUGCUCUGGAAGAAGAGACAGAGUUAGAGCAGACAGGUGAAUCAAAUAUCGGGCAAAAUAUAGCACCACCUGAAGAGCCUCGUAGAAGUGAAAGAGCCCGGACAUUAACAGAAAAGGAAAAGAGUUUCAGAAAGAGCAAAUCAAAGGGCUAUUGCUUCGCUUUGACAGCAAAUAUGAACGAUGGAAAGCUCUGAUUAAGGUAGCUAAAAGAUCUGUGUUAAAACAGGAUCCUAGUGACAUCCUACAAGAACACAUCACCAGUAUUCAAAGGGAAUUAUCUGAGUUGAACAUUGCUUAUGAUGAUUACAGAAGAAUUGAUCAACCAGCCCAUGACAUGCGUCGCAAGAUGGAUAACUGCAUCUCGAUCACAAAGACUGUAGUACAAAAUGCUCAAUCUGAAAUGCAGGGAACAGCGGAGGAGUUGAUUUGGCCAGAUAAUAGUUCUGUAUUCUCAUCGUCAGCCUCCAGUGUUUCACUUCCUGCCUCUAAUGGUUCUAAAGCUUCUUCUAUUCACUCAAGUGUAUCUUCACUUAGAAGACAAGAAGCUGCUGCCGAGUAUGCAGCUACACAGGCUGUACUGCAGAUUAUGGCUGAACAAGAGGGCCACGAAGAGAAACUGCAAAACCUUGAAGCUGAAGAGAGGUUGAUCAUUGCAGACCAAGAAGCAGCAGCAUUAGCUCGUCGUCUUGAAGGAGAAAGGGAAGAAACUGAACGUAGGCUAGAAAGACAGAAACAAGAGGCUGCUCUCUUAAAGAAACAGCAAGAAGAGAAUGCUGCAAGAAGAAGGUCUGUAGGAAACCUAAAGAGAGAACUUGAGCGUUUGGAAAAUUUGAAAAGGCUGAAUGCAGCCAAAGCAAGGCUUCAAGUAUAUGAUGAGAGUGAGCUCAGUCCAGCCCAAGGUAAUGCUGCACAGAGCCUGGAUCUACAUAAGGUUAUGCAGCCACUCAAUCAGGUGAAGACUGAGGACCAGCACUCACAACCACCAAAGGAUGCAGUGCCAACACAUGUGCUCCAGGAUAGCACAGGAGAGCUUGUGAAGGUCUUAGCUGAGGCUAUAUCAGCAAAUAGGCUACCCAUUCCAGAGCCCACAGUUUUUAGUGGUGAUCCACUCAAGUUUAAUCAUUGGAAGUCAUCCUUCCAAACUCUUAUUGAAAAGAAAAACAUUCCAAGCUCGGAGAAAAUAUUCUUCCUCCAGAAAUAUGUUGGAGGAGCAGCUAGAGAGGCAUUAGAAGGUUAUUUUCUGAUUGGUUCAGAUACUGCAUAUGUUGCUGCAUGGGAACUCCUCAAUGAGCGAUACGGCCAGCCUUUUAUGAUUGCCAAAGCCUGCCGAGACAAAUUACAUGCCUGGCCAAAGAUAGCAUCAAGAGAGAGCGCUGACUUAAGGAAAUUUGUGGACUUUUUACGCAGUUGUGAAUGUGCCAUGGCUCACAAUGAGAGUCUGCGUAUUCUUGAUGAUGGCAUUGAAAACCAAAAACUGACAGCCAAGUUGCCUGAUUGGUUAAGCAGCAGAUGGAACCGAAAAGCCACACAGUAUCAGCUGGAGCAUGGAAGGUUCCCAGAUUUCAAGUAUUUCGUAACUUUCCUGACUUUGGAGGCUAGUAUUGCUUGUAACCCUGUUACAUCUUACAAUGCUUUGCGGCAAGGGGAGCCAGAAAGGACAAGAUCUAAACCUCAGAAUGUAGUGACCUCUAAGAACCAAGCAGCAAGUGCAAGGAUUUUUACAACUAACACCACUGAGAAGAGCAUAAGCACAUGUAUGUUUUGUAAGAAAACAGGGCAUGUCUUGCACAAGUGCCGUAGGCUAACUGCAAGGCCAGUUGCUGACCGAGUGAAGUUCAUUCAAGGUGAGAAACUGUGCUUUGGCUGUUUGAGUCCUGGCCAUCAAUCCAAGAAUUGCAGCAACCGGAUGGUCUGCGACACCUGCUCAAAGCGCCACCCCACAUGCUUACAUGAGGAUCGCUCAAAGCAAAAGGAAAAUGACGAGACAAGUUGCAGUAAGGAAAGAAAGCCACAGUCGCCGCAAGACACCACUCACGAAACCACAUCCAAUAGAGUUGUGCAUGAUGGUAACAGUGCUCAGACUUCAGCAAUAGUUCCUGUUUAUGCAUCAAUGCCAAGUGAUUCAAACAAAGAAGUCCUUGUCUAUGCUCUGUUAGAUUCACAAAGUGAUUCUUCAUUCAUUCUUGAAGAAGUGGCAGAUGCUCUUGAUGUUAAUGCAGAGCCAGUCAAGUUGAAGCUGUCUACAAUGUCUUCCAAGGAGACAAUUGUACCAUGCAAAAGACUCAAAGGUCUACAAAUAAGAGGGUUAUCUUCUUCUAAGAAGAUCACAGUGCCAACGGUCUACACUCGUGAAUUCAUACCUGCCAAUCGUACACACAUUCCAACACCAGAGACUGCAAAGGCGUGGCCUCAUUUAGAGCAUCUUGCGGAACACAUUGCCCCGCCGAAGAAAUGUGAAAUCGGUCUUCUUAUCGGGUAUAACUGUCCACAAGCACUAAUGCCUAGAGAAGUUGUAUGUGGUGAGGACAACCAGCCCUUCGCACAGAAAACUGACGUAGGCUGGAGCAUAGUGAGCUAUGGUGAUCCAGGUGAACACUACAGUGAUGCAAUAGGAGUAAGUCACCGCAUCAUUGUAAAGCAAGUGACCCCUGAACCCAAAGUAACAAGUAAGUUGAAGAGCAAAGUUCAUUAUGUUUGCAAAACAAGAAUUAAGGAGAUGACUGCUCCAGAAGACAUACUUAAGGUGCUGGAAUCUGACUUCAGUGAAAGGCUUGGAGAAGAGACAAAUCUCUCGCAAGAAGAUCUCCGGUUUUUGACUAAAAUGAAAGAAGAAAUUAAGCACAAAGAAGACGGACAUCUUGAAAUGCCUCUGCCUUUUAAACAGAGCAGGCCAGAGCUACCAAAUAACAAGCCAAGUGCUGUUCAACGCCUCAUGUGCUUGGAAAAGAAGCUCAAGAGAGACCAGAAAUAUCGGACAGACUACAUGAACUUCAUGGAAGACAUUAUCAGUCGUGGUGAAGCAGAAAAGGUCCCAGAAAAAGAGCUUGAUAAACGAUCAGCUUGGUAUAUUCCCCACCAUGGCGUAUACCACCCUCAAAAGCCAGAGAAACUGCGAGUGGUCUUUGAUUGUUCGGCAAGAUUUCAAGACAUGUCAUUGAAUGACUACCUUCUUACAGGGCCAGAGCUCACAAACACCUUGGUGGGAGUUCUUUGUAGAUUUCGAAAGGGCCCAGUCGCUAUUAUGUGUGAUGUGGAACGAAUGUUUCAUCAAUUCCAUGUAAAGCCUGAAGACCAAGACUACUUGAGGUUCUUAUGGUGGGAGAAUGGUGAUCUUGAGUCUCCGCCAUCAGUUUUUCGGAUGAAAGUCCAUUUGUUUGGAGCAGCUUCCUCACCUGGCUGUGCCAAUUUUGGACUUAAACAUCUAGCCACAGAAGGUCAAGAUCGAUUUAACCAAAGCACUGUCAAGUUCAUCCGAAGAAAUUUUUAUGUUGAUGAUGGACUGGUGAGUGUAAGGUCUGAUGCUGAGGCAAUCAAGCUGAUCAAGGAAGCAAGAGAGCUUUGCAGCACAGGCAAGCUUAGACUACACAAGUUCAUUUCCAACAGCAAGAAGGUAUUGGAGUCAAUACCAAAGGAAGAGUGUGCAGACAGUGUCAAAGAACUGGACAUAGAUUUAGGGGAGCCACUCCUAGAAAGAGCACUGGGCGUGCAAUGGUGCGUAUCCUCUGAUGACUUUCAGUUCAGAGUAACUGUCAAGAAACACCCAAUGACGAGAAGGGGAGUGCUAUCCACAGUAGCUUCCAUCUACGAUCCUUUGGGUUUCGUAGCACCGUUUGUUUUACGUGGGAAGUUGAUCUUGCAACAGUUGAGUCGAGAGAAAGCUAGUUGGGAUGAACCACUUUCAGAGGAGUGCAGAUCACAGUGGCAGUCAUGGUUACAAGAUCUCCAUAACUUGUGUCAAGUAAAGAUUAAGAGGUGCUACAUACCAGCAAGCUUCAUAGAUGUCAAGCAGUACGAGUUACAUCACUUCUCAGAUGCUAGCUUCACAGGUUAUGGAGAGUGCACUUAUCUAAGAGCAGUGGACUCUAAUGGCAGCGUACACUGCUCACUUGUCAUGGGGAAAGCGCGUGUUGCCCCCACUAAGGUCACAACAGUUCCAAGGCUUGAGUUGUCUGCAGCAGUGGUUGCUGCGAAGAUGGGUGCCAUCUUAAAACAUGAGCUCGAAAUAGACAACCUUAAGGAAUAUUAUUGGACUGAUUCAAAGGUUGUUCUCGGGUACAUUAAUAAUGAUGCCAGACGCUUUCAUGUUUUCGUGGCAAAUAGGAUCCAGAGAAUCAAAGCCACCACAGAUGUCAACCAGUGGUAUCAUGUGCAGUCCGAAGACAAUCCGGCGGACCAUGCUUCGAGAGGGUUAUCGGCAGAUCGGCUCGUUGCUUCAAAUUGGUUCACUGGCCCAGACUUUCUGUGGGAAAGGGAGCUACCCACAAGAGAUGCUAAGGUGGGAGAGGUUAGUGAUAAUGAUCCAGAACUUCGAAGGGCUCAGGUGCUCAACACCAGCGCAAGGAUAAAUAGAACAUUGUUGGACCGCCUGACUAAGUUUUCUGACUGGAAAAGAGUUGUUAAGGCUAUUGCUUGUCUUAAACGUCAUGCUAAGCAAGUUAAGGGUCUUAGUCCCAAACUCAAUGGAAGUACAAGUGUUGAGGAAAGACAACAAGCUGAACUUUUCCUAAUCAGAUUGGUCCAAACAGAAGUAUUCAGCAGUGAAAUCAAGAAUUUACAGCAAUCCAAGGACGUAAAAUCCAAAGACAAAGCAAACAAGCUAUGCAAAUUAAGUCCAUUUUUGGAUGAGCAGAGUGUGCUGAGAGUAGGCGGACGCUUAACAAGAAGUGAUCUUCAUACACAUGUUAAACAUCCUGCUAUUCUGCCAAAAACAAGUCACGUGUCUUCUUUAUUGAUCAAGCAUUAUCAUGAGAAAGUACAGCAUCAAGGAAGAGGUAUGACUGUAAAUGAGUUGCGAUCUAAUGGGAUAUGGGUCAUUGGAUGCAGCAGUGCAGUUGCCUCACAUAUCUUUAAGUGCGUCACAUGCAGAAAGUAUAGAAGGAACACACAAGAUCCAAAAAUGGCAGACUUGCCAGAGGACAGAAUGGAAAUGACCCCUCCAUUCACAUAUUGUGGCAUGGAUUGCUUUGGACCAUUCUAUGUGAGGGAUGCAAGAAAGGAACUGAAGAAGUAUGGUCUUCUCUUCACUUGUAUGUGUUGCAGAGCUGUACAUAUCGAAAUGCUUGAUGACCUCAGUUCAGAUGCCUUCAUCAAUGCAUUGCGCGUAUUCAUUGCAAUACGUGGGAAUGUAAGGCAGUUGAGAUGUGAUCAAGGUACCAACUUUGUGGGUGCAAAAAGAGAGUUCAUGGACUCAAUGAAGAACUGGGAUCAUGAGCAGGUGAAGGAAUAUGGCUGUGAGUUUGUAAUGAAUCCCCCAUCAUCAAGCCAUAUGGGAGGAAUUUGGGAGAGGCAAAUAAGGACAAUCAGAAGUGUUCUAACAGCAAUUCUUGAUCAGUCUGCUAAAAGACUUGACACCGCCUCACUUAGGACUUUUUUGUAUGAAGUGAUGGCUAUUAUAAAUAGCAGACCGCUGACAACAGAGCACCUGAAUGAUCCAACAAGUCUUGAACCGCUCACACCAAAUCACAUUCUUCUGAUGAAGUCUAACAUCAUAUUGCCACCUCCGGGUCAGUUCGUGAGUCAAGAUUUAUACCUGCGUAAGAGAUGGCGUCAGGUGCAGUUCUUGGCGAAUGAGUUUUGGACAAGGUGGAGGAGGGAGUACCUUCUUAAUCUCCAGCAAAGACAGAUAUGGCAUGGGGAUAAAAGGAACACCAAUGUCAAUGACAUUGUUAUUCUUCAAGAGGACAGUGCUCCGCGAAAUCACUGGAGACUAGCAAGAGUCACGGAGGUGUACCCCAGCUCUGAUGGAAGGGUCAGAAAGGUAAAGCUGUUGGUUAGUGACUCAACUUUGGACAAACAGGGAAAACGCACAACUAGGCCAGUUUAUCUUGAAAGGCCAGUGCAAAAAAUAGUACUACUUGUUGAAGCAGAAUAAGCAUGUGUUAAACUGUUGUAAAUGCUUAUAACUUGAAGAUGCAAAUCUGUGAAGAAAUCUCAAGUUGAGAUUUGGUGGGAGUUUAACUGCCAUAAAUGUAAAUUAUGUCAAUUUGUUUAAUUUAUUGUGUUCAUUUAUGUUAUUUAUUUUCUUUAUUUAUUGUUGUUCCUUUUGGGGUAGGAACUAAGGUUCAUUCUGUGUUGCACACAGGCUUUUAAGUGACGUAAAGGGAAGUAAAAAGCAUGUGCAAGAAGCUAAGUUAAUAAGUUAACUAAGGCAGAAGAAGGAAUAAAUAAGCAGUUUAAAGUAAAAGAAAGCUGCAAAGAAGAAGAAAUUGGGAAUUAUUUUUGUUAAGUUUUGUUCCUGAAGCGGACUCAUUCCCUCACGGUUACGUGCAGCCAGCGAGGUACGUUAACUGUGUUUGUUUAUCGCGUAUUUGUUAACUUGGGUUUAAAUGUUUAUUUGUAAUAUUUAUGUUGGUCAUUCUGUACUUUUAUGUAAUAACAGUUUGACGGUGGAUUUUAUGGUGUUUCUGAGGAGAAGUUUGACGGAAGAAUAAAUCCAUCAGUGAAUGAAGAACCGUGGUGUCGUGUAUUAACUGGAGGGAG